This is a messenger RNA of Diprion similis, 1807 nucleotides long. RefSeq names its product geranylgeranyl pyrophosphate synthase (gene qm). Bases 405 to 1439 code for a protein of 344 amino acids. The record is from RefSeq and is a predicted model, not a curated record. Lineage: Eukaryota; Metazoa; Arthropoda; Insecta; Hymenoptera; Diprionidae. Gene Ontology annotation, biological process: isoprenoid biosynthetic process. The transcript has 8 exons. Gene Ontology annotation, molecular function: prenyltransferase activity.
GCGUGGUAGUCGAUCUAGUCGGCCAUCGGCGUCGCCGCAUCGUUCGAGUAAAAAAGUCGACAGACAGGAAGAAAUCCGAGGUUUCGAUCGAGGGGAUAACAGCGCGCAUUCUGUCCUCCGAGGUGUCGUGGGACCGUUUUGCGCGAUAGUUGAUCGCCUUUUUUGCACUUACCGCCAAUCAUGGCCGCCUCCGUAUCGACGACGCUGCACUCGCAGACGUAGUAAGUACACGCGCACGAAAGCUCUUUGGAGCAGACGACGCGUCGGACAGCAGCCCGCUAUUGUCAACUGUUAACUGCAGACGGUUUUCAACGAGGGAGCAGCGGGGGUCUCUUGACGAUAUUUAAACCCGUCUCGGCGACGUGUCGACCGGAUUCAACCCCGAUUUAACCAGAGGCCGAGAAAUGGACACGGACAAGAGCUGCGUGCCGUAUUCUCAGAGCGGAGAUAAGCAGCAGGAUGAGAAGCUGCUGGAACCAUUCACGUACAUUCUCCAGGUACCCGGAAAACAGAUAAGAGCAAAGUUGGCUCACGCAUUUAAUUAUUGGCUGAAAAUACCCGAGGACAAACUCCACGCCGUCGGUGACAUUACCCAGAUGCUCCACAACUCUAGUCUAUUGCAACCGCCAAGUUACCGUGGUCGAAACGAAGAAUUGCUUGCUUUACGUAAAUCAGACGUUGACACGUUUCCGAAGUUCGUCUUCUCGAUUGGGCAAAAGCAUUUUGUUUGGAUAGACGACAUUCAAGACAACUCCAUAUUGAGGCGUGGAAUCCCCGUAGCCCACUCUAUUUACGGCGUAGCCAGCACCAUCAACGCGGCGAACUACGUGCUCUUCAUAGCACUUGAAAAAGUUCUGGCCCUGAACCAUCCAGAGGCUACCGAAGUCUACACACAGCAGUUGCUCGAACUGCACAGAGGACAGGGGAUGGAAAUUUACUGGCGAGACAACUACAUUUGCCCAUCGGAAGAAGAGUACAGGGAAAUGACGAUACGAAAAACUGGGGGUCUCUUCAAUCUAGCCGUACGACUGAUGCAAUUAUUUUCCGAUUGCAAAGAGGACUUCACACCGCUCGCAGGAAUAUUAGGAUUGUAUUUCCAAGUCAGGGAUGACUACUGCAAUUUGUGCUUACAAGAGUAUACGGAGAACAAAAGUUUCUGCGAGGAUCUGUCGGAGGGAAAGUUUAGCUUUCCAAUAAUUCAUGCGAUACGAACUCACCCCGAGGACCGGCAAAUCAUGAACAUUCUUCGGCAUCGAACAACAGACGUCGAGGUGAAACGCUAUUGCGUAACGCUUCUUGAAAAGUUUGGAUCCUUCGGUCACACAAGAGGAGUUUUGGGAGAUCUUGACCUGAAGGCGAGGGCCGAGGUCGAAAGGCUCGGUGGUAAUCCUCUUCUCAUCAAAAUUCUCGACGAGCUUCUAACGUGGCAGAGAACAUGAUGCGCGUUUACUUUUCCCGCAACUUUCAACGGUUGUCUUAAUACAAUUCAAACCAAAAUUCACACGCGUAAAUGCUUCAAUUUAUAUCGUAACAAGAGGUAAAAAUUCUUUACUACAAAAAUAUUUAACUCAGCUCGUUUGAAGCUACGAAGUUGGGAAAAUUCUACGGAAAUUUUUACUACCGUUGUAGUAUAAGGCACGCCUAAUCUUUGGAUAGAAUAGUUUGUUCAGACAAUAAUUUUCCACUCAUUUUGAUUGAAAAAUUGGCCAAAUUGUGAACGAAAUCUGCCAAGGUUACAAAAAUGAGGCCGAAGUAAAUGGUGCUUGCUAAUUAUUUGAAAUCUUCCGUUUACGAUUUUUCCAGAAAA